AUGGCCCCCAAGGCAACGAAAAGGAGGAAAGCCUCCAAAGCCGACACCAUGCCCAAAGCAACAGCAACAACAGCAACAUCGGCCCCCGACCUCCUCGCCAAGUCCAAAGAAGCCUACGAGCAAGAACUCAAGGACCUCGCCAAAAAGGCUCGCACCCAAAAGGGCUACUGGGCCGGCCAACUCGCCAUCUACAUCCACUGCUUCAUCCUGCUCGGCCUGAUCGCCAUCGCCUCCAACGUCUCGCAGCUCGUGCUCUCUCCCGUCUACGGCUCCAUUCCCGCCUCGAUAUGGCACUCCAAGCUGGUCAUGGCCGCCUGCUUCACCGGCUGGGCCUCCAACAUCUUCCUUGAUCGCGCUUUGCCAGUGGAACCCGUGGAGCUGCUGCCUCUGAUCGCAAUGUACAUUCCGGCUGUCCAAUACCUCCUUUUCAGAGUCAGCGGGUAUUUGGGCGGCUCCUAUGGUCCAUUGGUCACGGAGCUCUUGACCAUCUUCCCGUUGAUCACCAUCUCCUCCGCCUGUGUCGCGACGAACCUCGAGUAUGCGGACUUUGGCCCGCUGCCCAAGUUCAUCGCUGAUGCUGUGCCUGGUCUGGGCUCGUUCGGCUUCUACAAGGUGGCCGAGAAGGUGACCAGUAGCUUCAUUGCGCAGCAUAUCGGCACGAACUUCUACAUGACCAGGAUCGGACUGGAGGGUCUGUUGGCCGCUUCGUACACGACCAUUGCGCCGUCCAAGUUCUUGUUGUUUGGGUUGCCUGUUUUGUUGCAUACUACCCUUUUGAACCCGCAUUUGCCGUCGCCUAUGGCCCUUUCUUGGUUGAAUGGUGGGAUGGAGAAGGAGGGCUGGAAGAUCUUGGACCGCCGGGAUUCACUCACGGGAUAUGUCUCGGUGGUGGAGAGUCUGAAAGACGGGUUUAGGGUGUUGAGGUGCGACCACAGUCUGCUUGGUGGCGAGUGGGUGAAGUUUGAGGAUACCGGUCGGUUCAAGGGGAAUCAGGUUGCUGAACCCAUCUAUGGUGUUUUUGCCAUGUUGGAGGCUGUGAGGUUGGUUGAGGUGCCUCACCCGGUCCCUGACAAUGAGGCGAAAGCUCUGGUUAUCGGCCUCGGCAUCGGCACCACCCCCGCCGCCCUCGUCGCUCACGGCAUCAACACUACCGUCGUCGAAAUCGACCCCGUCGUCCACGAGUUCGCCACCAAGUACUUCCAGCUUCCGUCCAACCACACCGCUGUCAUCGAAGACGCAGUCAGCUACACCGACCGUCUCGUCAACCAGACCCAAGGCGUCGGGCAAUUUGACUACAUCAUCCAUGACGUCUUCACCGGCGGCGCUGAGCCCGUCGCCCUAUUCACCUACGAAUUCCUCCAAAACUUGAACUCCCUUCUCAAGCCAGACGGUGUCGUCGCCAUCAACUACGCAGGCGACUUCUCCCACCCACCCCCUCUCCUAAUCGUCAACACAAUCCGCUCCGUCUUCGGUCCAUCAUGCCGCAUCUUCCGCGAACACCCGCGCGACGAAGCCCAAGCUGCCGCUCACAACGGUCGUGAUUUCACCAACAUGGUCAUCUUCUGCACCAAGUCUUCCACCCAAGAAAUUACCUUCCGCAACCCUUCCUCCCGCGACCUUCUCAACUCUCCGAGCAGAGAAGCCUUCUUGUUGCCCAAGUGGGAAGUCACGGAAGAGGAUCUGCUUAGGGGUGCCAAUGGCAGUGUGGCGGAGGCAGAGAAGCUGGGGGUUUUGAGACGGAAUGAUACGAGCUUGUUGGAGAAGUGGCAGCAGGAGAGCGCGCUGGGACAUUGGGAGAUUAUGAGGGGGGUUUUGCCCGAGGUUGUGUGGGUUAAUUGGUAG
This is a messenger RNA of Sordaria macrospora k-hell, 1842 nucleotides long. RefSeq lists its product as uncharacterized. The record is from RefSeq and is a predicted model, not a curated record. Gene Ontology annotation, biological process: polyamine biosynthetic process. Lineage: Eukaryota; Fungi; Ascomycota; Sordariomycetes; Sordariales; Sordariaceae.